AAGCUCGGCAAUUCGGCCGCCCACGAAGCGGCGUUGCAUGGGCACCUGGCGACGCUGCAAUGGCUCGAGAUGCGCCACGUGAGCCUGCAUCUACGCAACAACGAGCAUCACUCGGUGGUGCACUACGCUGCCCACGGCGGGCACGUUGCCCUUCUCGCAUGGAUGGCCAAGAAGGACCCGUCCCUGCUCCUGCACUGUGACAAGCGCGGCAAUGGCAUUGCGCACUACGCUGCGAGCAAAGGCUCGGCCGCCGCGAUGCAGUGGCUCGCAGAUGCGCACGUGCAUCUAAAAGCACGCAACGACAAGGGUCAGACGCUGGUGCACAUUGCGGCGGCAGCCAACAACGUGGCCAUACUAGCGUGGUGUGACGGCAAUGACCUGGACAUGAAUGUUGUCGAUCGCCAGGGGCAAACGCCCGCGCAUCUGGCCGCGCGCCGCUGCUACAUCCAGACUGUCAUGUGGCUCGGUGACCACGGCUGCAACCUCUUUGCUCUGGAUCACGCGGGGUGUUCGGCCCUUGACGUUGCUCGACAAGGCAGCUUGGACCACGCCAACGAGCUGCACGCGUACUUGCGACGCAUCCAAAACUCGAACCAAUUGUGGGUUGACGACGCCGACCACGAGCGUUCAAAGAAGGCGGCGGUUCAAGCCCCGUCCGUACCAUCGGCAAAGAACGAGACGGUCCAUAGCGCGGCGAAAGCGCUCCAGGCGCAGCUCACGAGCGCGCUGCUCGCACGCAACAUUACGGACGCCGACUUUGCCUACACGUACUUGGCAAGUCACUUUCCGGAGACACUCAGCGGCCUCUCCGAGCAUUUGGAUUUGGCGCCCGCCGAGCUCGCGACGACGUUGGCGUCCAUCGCCAAGUGGAGCCUCUACCAUCGUCCGCAAUGCGAAAAUGACGACGACGACAACCAAGCGACCCAUGGAUAAAUCGUCAGGAUCAACAGAUACAAGCAACAUUUAUGAUCUUUUAAAUAUUCUAGUGUUAUUUUCUGAAGUGGACA
Saprolegnia parasitica CBS 223.65 is the source of this 1007-nucleotide messenger RNA. RefSeq lists its product as hypothetical. Lineage: Eukaryota; Oomycota; Saprolegniomycetes; Saprolegniales; Saprolegniaceae. Bases 70 to 933 code for a protein of 287 amino acids. The record is from RefSeq and is a predicted model, not a curated record. The transcript has 8 exons. Gene Ontology annotation, molecular function: protein binding.